CCCUAGGGUGACGUAUUGGGGGCCAUAGGUUUUGCAAUUGGCUUGGCCUGUUGGCUCCGGACGUGAUAGUGAGUGACUGCAAUUUAUAUCCGACCCAAAUUCUGGUCAGCCCUUGUACAUGGGGCAGGUGCUUCCCAGCCUGGGUGGCUUCAACCACUUUCACCUUUUGUCUGCUUUUCUUCUGCGAGCCUUAACCUCUGUGUCGUGACCAUCGACAAUUCAGCUUCGUUGUGUCUGCAAUUUAUCUACUUUGAGCUGUCCGGCAUACCCCAGCAUUGCGCAAGGCUCUAGUCACAAGUUACCAGCCCUUUUGAGUUCAGUCAAAUAUGUCGACAAACUCAGACAUCGAAGCCCAAGUCGGCGGUGACCAACCAGCCGAUGCCUUGGCUCGCGUCUCAUUCGACCAAGACCUGCAUCAUUCUCGACGCUCAAGCGCCAACCAUGAAAGGGCCAGCGAUUCUGAUAAGAAAUCGACACGGGGUAGUUCGGAAGGCGAGGGGGCCGUCGAGAUAGAAAGCGCACAAAACGAGAUAGCAAGAGUCGAGUCCUUUCGCAGCCGAGCAAGCAGGAGAAGCAAGAAGAGCCGAAAGGACCAUCUAACUGCUGCCCCCUUGCCCCUGUCUGAGCUCGAAAAAGGCGUAGUUGGGUGGGAAAGCCAGGACGACCCAAUUAUGCCACUCAACUAUGCCACUAACAGGAAGCGCUGGAUCAUAUCCCUGGUCGCCUUCGUCAGUCUCAUGACACCACUGUCGUCUUCCAUCCUUGCCCCAGCCAUCGCAGAUAUCAGCAAGGAGUUCAGCGUCACGUCGACAACCCUGGCAGCAAUGCCCGUCUCCAUCUACCUACUCGGGUAUGCGUUUGGGCCGCUCUUUCUCGCCCCUCUGUCUGAGAUUCACGGCAGAGCGGUCGUGUUGACGACAGCGAAUAUAUUCUUCUGCCUCUGGCACAUUGGCGUUGCCCUCGCGCCAAACUUGGGCAGUCUGGUUGUGUUUCGCUUCUUCUCGGGGGUCGGAGGUAGUGGAUGCAUGACACUUGGGGGAGGUAUCAUCGCAGAUAUGUUCCCUGUAGAGGAACGGGGACUCGCCAUGUCGCUAUGGACCCUUGGCUUGACUUUAGGCCCGUCCCUCGGACCCGUUAUUGGAGCUUUCAUUGCGGGCUCGAUCGGCUGGCGCUGGGCCCCUUGGAUAGUCAUGAUCCCAUCCGUCAUCUGCACCAUCCUGCUAUUUUUCCUCCUCCCCGAGACGAACCAUCGCGUCCUCAUAGACCGCAAGGUCAAAGCGCUCCGUGCCGAGCUCAAUCGACCCGAACUCGAAAGCCGCUACGAGACGGAGCAGACACGCGGCCUCUCCCGCGGCGCUGUCCUCCGCAUCGGCCUCACCCGUCCCCUGCAGAUCCUUGUCUUCACGCCCAUCGUGUCCAUCCUCUCCAUCUACGUCUCCUUCGUCUACGGCACCGUCUACCUCAUGUUCAACACGAUCUCGCCCGUCUUUGAGAACCAAUAUGGGUGGAGCCCGGGAGUCGCCGGGCUUCCCUUUAUCGCCCUCGCCCUUGGCUUCUUCGCCGGACUCCUCGCCUUCUCCGUACUCUCGGACAGUACCGUCAUCCGGUUGUCGAAGGCCAACGGGGGCGUUUUCAAGCCUGAGAUGCGGUUGCCGCUCAUGAUAUAUUAUGCCAUUAUCACCCCGAUCACUUUCUUCUGGUACGGCUGGGCUAUCGACAAGCAGGUGUGCUGGAUUGUGCCGGUUCUGGGCCUGUUCCCACUGGGUGUGGGUGUUAUCGGCAUUUGGAUGCCCGCCCAGGCGUACAUUGUUGACGCGUAUUCGGCUUAUGCGGCGAGCGGCCUGGCGGCCUUCACGGUGUUGAGGAGCAUCAUUGCGGCGUUUUUACCGCUGGCGGGGCCGGCUAUGUUUAAGAGUUUGGGGCUGGGUUGGGGUAAUAGUCUACUGGGGUUUCUCUGUGUCGCCAUGAUCCCGGUGCCGGUGCUCAUUCAUAGAUUUGGAGAGAGGAUUAGAAAAAGGUACCCGUUGACUUUCUAGUGGAUUUGGGAGAGCGCAGUGUCAUGACAUCAGAUGUAGGUGCCGCUGGCUAUAAAGUUACUCGAUACAUGGGCUGAGCAUUAAGCAGAGGAAGAGUAUGCGCAUGACUUCAUCAACGCGAUGGCUCUAUCUGCACGAGUUUAUACACUCUACCAAGGAAUUCUUCAACCCAUCCACGUAGCCAUCACAACACCAAGAAUAACGUCUUUAUGGACUUAGUGUUAUGUUUCUUGGGGUAAUAUACAUCAUUGAGGAUAUCAUCAAGCGUUUCAAGCCAGCCUUCAACUAACAUUGGUGUACAGAAGGUAGCUUGACUGCGUUAGAUGAGCAUUCAUAUCCGAUGUGCGGAGAGCGAGGAAAGGCAACCUGUACGCCUCGGUACGCUUAUACCCAGGAAGACCUAAUAUAUUAGCGUUCCAUUUUGUAACCGAGGCUGCUCAAUUCUAUUCACCUAGGCAAGAUGCUAGUAGUUUAUCGAC
Messenger RNA from Pseudomassariella vexata, 2515 nucleotides. RefSeq names its product major facilitator superfamily domain-containing protein. NCBI's taxonomy places the organism in Eukaryota, Fungi, Ascomycota, Sordariomycetes, Amphisphaeriales, Pseudomassariaceae. The record is from RefSeq and is a predicted model, not a curated record. The transcript is spliced from 5 exons. The coding region runs from base 327 to 2036 and encodes 569 amino acids. Gene Ontology annotation, molecular function: transmembrane transporter activity. Gene Ontology annotation, biological process: transmembrane transport.